AUGUCACAAUUGUGUGGCGCGAGAUGCGGCGAGCCAUUUGACAAAGAAGACAAAUCUGUCGUUUGUAGUGGUCCUUGCAGAUUGAGAUUUCAUAAAAAAUGUUCUCCUUUAUCUUCCCAACAAUACGAAUUACUUAUGAAAACUGAUGCCAUAGUUUUUAGAUGCAAGUCUUGUUCAGAUGGUGAUAAAUUUAUAUUAAGCAACUACGAAAAAAUCCUAAAUAAAUUCGAUACGCUGGAAAAGAAGAUGGAUUCAAGCCUUAAAAAAGUUUGUCAACAAAUUGAUGAAAUAAAAAAAAAAGAGACCAAUGAUGUCCAAUGUAUGAAUGAAAUAUCAAAAGUAUCUAAACAAAUUGAAGAAUUAAAUAAAAAAGAGACCAAUGAUGUCCAAUGUAUGAAUGAAAUUACAAAAGUAUAUAAACAAAUUGAAGAAUUAAGAAAAAAAGAGACCAAUGAUGUCCAACUCAUGAACAAAAUUACAAAAGUAAUAGACGAUCGUUGCCAACCAGCAUGGAAUGAAGUAGUCAAGAAAAAACAAGCUCCAGUUGUUGUAUUAGUACCAAAAGAUAAAUCAAAAAAUAGAAAUGAUACUAAAUCCUCUGUUAAAAGCUUAAUAAAAGAAUCAGAUCUGAGUGUGAAUAAAAUGUCGAGAGCAGCGAAUGGAGGUCUAAUUAUAGAAUGCGAUGACGAAGAUAAAUGCAACAAAGUUCUUUCAGCAGUCAAUAAAACAUUAGGAAAAGACUACACUGUACAAAAACCAAACGCUCGUCAGCCAAGAUUGAAAAUUUUAAAAAUAAGAAAUCCUAUAGAAGAUAACGAUGAACUUAUAAAUGACUUGAAACAGCAUAACAAGUGUCUCAAAUUUGAUUCUUGUCUUAUGGAAGUUAUUAAAAGGGAACAAUACUCGACAAGUUUUGUGAAGAACAUAUAA
This is a messenger RNA of Clunio marinus, 930 nucleotides long. NCBI's taxonomy places the organism in Eukaryota, Metazoa, Arthropoda, Insecta, Diptera, Chironomidae. The record is from the annotation of a GenBank genome assembly.